CACCCAGUUAUCAGUAAAGAGGCGUUCUAUGAGAUGGGCUUGUCUAGACACAUAAAUAAGGACAACCAAGCUAAAGCCUUAUCUUCUGUGCAUGUAUUGUUAGUUACUAGUGAAGCUAAGUAUGACUACUAAAACAUCAGAGACAGAAAAACAACCAUUGUUCAUAGAUGGAGAGGAGCCCAUCUCCCCAGUAGAGUCUAAACCAAAGUUCAAGAAAGCCUUUAAAGAGUUCUCCCUCGAGACUGAUGUUGAUGAAAUAGCCACUGGAUGGUGGCCCAAAGUAACUGGGAGUUGUCUGUGCAAGCUCUCUAUAGUGUUCUACCUCCUGUUGUGUGUGGGAUUGAGUGUACUGUACGUUGGUCUGCGAUAUACACACGAGACUAAGCCAGAGGACACACCACCACCAUGGAUACCAGGAACACCGACAGUUGUACAGGAUAAGCCACACCCUCCAGCCCCCCAGCCCCUACACUUCCAAGACCUCCCUUACACCGAGUGGAUAGCCAAGAGGUGGACCUACAACGAUGCACCCUUUGCUGAUUGGCCCUCACUACCAUCCUUCCUAACCAACAUUACACAGAUAUCCUCUGGCACUAUAGGCAAGAGACACGGUGUUUGGAUACUGACUGAGAAUGACUUGUUUUUUGGGACAAAUUUCUACGAUAAUGUAGAGUUUUUGAAUGUGAGUGAAACCAUUGGGCUCAGUGUGUUGGCUGGUAGCAUGGUUGCCGUGGCUACUGGCGGAGAGGUGUACUUGGCCACGCCCAUCAACAUCACCCUGUUGGACUGCUUAGGAGACUCUGAGGACUAUUGUGAGGUAGUAACGUCCAACUCUCAACCUCUUCCCUUCACGGCCGUCCACUCUACUACCUUCUCCCUCUCAACUGGCGGGCUUUGGUUGGGCACUGACACUGGACUCUACCUGGCCACCACCAAACUGCCCACUCCUCUCGACGUGUCAGAAGAGCUUUUCUUUGACGGCGACAUUGUCAUCAGUAAUGUAACUGAGGUCGAAGGUCAAAUACAAACAUUACUAUGGCGAUCAUCAGUUAGCACUGUUCCGAAAAACUCUGCAUUUAUUCUCGUACCUGGAGCUGGGGAUGCUCUACAAAAAUCAUCCGCUUUUUUCACUUAUCAAGGGACGAAAGGAUUCAAAAAUCAAGAUUUGUUUGGCGUUCUUGUGGUAGGCACGAAAGAUCGUCUGUACUUUUACGAUGGCCAGCACUGGUGGUUUGAGUGGGUUUCUGUGUGGGGGGUGAGUCUAGGGGGGGUAAUCGAUGGACCCCCCACAGCAAUGGCCGUGGGUACAGCAGGAGACAUCUACAUUGCCAAUAAUGUCUCAAUGACACGAAUUAAUAUCGACUACACAUUCGAUCGAAUCGGACCACUCCAGGGCUUGCCUUAUAAUCAACUGAGGUCGCUGUGUUUUGUCAACUGUCAACCUACUGCCCCUCAUCCCACUAGAGGUCAUAAGGACCGUAUCUCAAACUCAGGGAUGCUAUGGAUCGGUACAGGACGGGGGUAUGCACUAUUUGACCUCCAAAGCUCGGAGUUCAAACAUUAUUUUUAUGGUCCGAGGUGGCAUUCGGGAGAGGAGAUCAGGGCCAUUGCUAGCGUUGGUGGUGCCGGUGUUGUCAUGGUGACAGACGGAGGAUUGACCUUUGUGACCCCCGAGGAGUGGACACUAGCUAAGAAGGCGGCGCACUACCAGAAAAUGUUGGCACGUCACACAAGAGAACCAGGCAUAGUGUCUGACUGCCCCCUGACUGACUACAAUGUCACGACCUGCUCUCCAUACACCACUGACAAUGACGGACUGUGGACCUCCUGGCUGGUAGGGGCGGAGUCACUGCGUUAUGCUGUCACAGGGGACACCAGUGCUCGAGAGAAUGCAUGGACCCUCUUCCAGGGAAUGGCCUUCCUUAACAAUGUGACUGGUGUCCGUGGUCUAAUGGCCCGCUCUGUGCUGCACGAGAACAGCACUGUACCGGUACCGGCUGGGGAGUGGCACAGGUCUACCAGUAUCCCUGGCUGGCUCUGGAAGGGGGACACUAGCUCUGAUGAGGUGGCAGGGCAUAUGUUUGCAUACCCCCUAGUUCAUGACCUGGUGGCGAGGAAUGAAGAGGAGAGAGCAGCAGCCAGUGGACUAGUGGAUGAUAUAGUUGGCUACAUCAAGAGCAAUGACUACCACCUGAUAGACAUCACCAACCAGUCCACUAGGUGGGGGGUGUGGGCCCCCUCUCAGCUCAACCUCAACGUCUCCUGGGCUGAUGAGCACGGUCUCAACUCUCUGCAGAUUCUCUCCUACCUACUGUCAGCCUAUAGACUCACGGGCAAGGCAGAGUACUGGGACGCUUGGAAGGAUUUGGCAGAUAACCCUGACAACCACUAUGGCCUGAAUAUGGUGAACCAGAAGAUUACCUUCCCACGAGACGAGAACUUCAGUGAUAAUGAGCUGGCCUUCCUUCCUUACUUCACCUAUUGUCAAGCUAGUCAGAUGAUGAAAAAUCCGGUUGAUGCUCAAGUCAGUUACUAUGGCAACCUGAGUCUAAAGCGGACGUGGAGUGUGGUGGGCCAGGAGAAGAGCAGUGCUUGGUCAGCAAUCUAUGCCUACUGCACAGGCUCUCGCAAUGAUCCUGCCCUGCUGGAUGCUCUAGUGUGGACCCUGCGUAGUUGGCCCCUGGAGCUGGUGGAGUGGAGGACUACCAACUCUCACAGACUAGACAUUAGGCACAAUCCAGAGCAAGACCGGGACUUGCACAGUAAUAGCCAGUCAGUGCGGCUCCUCCCAGCUAAUGAGAGGGGUCAACUAAGAUGGAAUGCCAACCCCUACCAGCUGGACAGUGGGGGAUCUAGCAGUGAGAUGGACCCGGGGGCGUGGCUUCUACCCUAUUGGCUAGCGAGAUGGACAGGAAUGCUAUAGUAUAUGAAACCUUAUAUUAAAUUUCUAUGUCUCUCAGCUCCUAACAUGUAUCACUCUCUGUGUAAUGCUAUUAAAUUUUUUUUAUAAAUUGCACUAUAGCUCAAAGAAGACUUUACUACCACAAUUAAAGUCUACAUGUGUAUAUACAUAUGACAAUAA
This is a messenger RNA of Halichondria panicea, 3082 nucleotides long. RefSeq lists its product as uncharacterized. Gene Ontology annotation, molecular function: protein binding. The transcript is spliced from 10 exons. Bases 122 to 2923 code for a protein of 933 amino acids. The record is from RefSeq and is a predicted model, not a curated record. Lineage: Eukaryota; Metazoa; Porifera; Demospongiae; Suberitida; Halichondriidae.